Messenger RNA from Coccidioides posadasii C735 delta SOWgp, 1737 nucleotides. The record is from RefSeq and is a predicted model, not a curated record. NCBI's taxonomy places the organism in Eukaryota, Fungi, Ascomycota, Eurotiomycetes, Onygenales, Onygenaceae.
AUGACUCAGACAAAUAUUUCCCCUUGGCAAAACAUUGUUGCCCGAAAGAGGGAAGCCAGGAAUAAGGCGCUCAAGCCUUUCCUUACAGAUAAUUUGAACCACAGAGGAGAGUGGGUGGUGUCCGUAGCUGAAAGAUCGCAAACCGGCUCGGAGAAGACCCAGAUUAUCACGGACAUCAGCAGCAUUGAAGUCCUCCAUCAGCAACUGGAGAAGGGAGUUUUCACGGCGGAAGAUGUUGUCCUAGCUUAUAUCAAGAGGUUCGGGUGUUCUGUUGACUAUAGCCUUUACCGAUUCUGUGACGCUAACUGGUGUCUUCAUAGGGCAACAAUUGCCCAUCAAAUGCUAUUGCAGACCAAUGCCAUCACCGAAGUGCUGUUUGAGGAUGCGCUCAAGCAAGCCCAGGAGCUUGAUAAGACGUUCGCGGAGACGGGAAGGCUCCAGGGCCCACUGCAUGGGAUUCCUAUCUCACUUAAGGACCAAUUCAACGUGAAAGGUCAUGACACCACUUUAGGAUACGUUGGUCGUUCGUUCGCACCCGCGAAGGAAGACGCAGUGCUGGUCCAGAUUCUGAAGGAUAUGGGUGCGAUCCCGUUUGUAAAGACGAAUUUGCCGCAGAGUAUUAUGUGGUGCGAGACGGAGAAUCCUCUCUUCGGGCUCACGCUCCAUCCGAUGGACCCGGAACUCACACCCGGCGGAUCGACAGGAGGGGAAGCUGCCCUACUUGCACUGCAUGGUUCCGUACUCGGAUUUGGCACAGAUAUCGGUGGCAGCAUAAGAAUCCCUCAAAAUAUGGUUGGCCUUUAUGGAUUUAAGCCGAGUAGCUCCCGAUUGCCUUAUUAUGGCGUUCCUGUCUCUACAGAGGGCCAGGAGCAUAUCCCUUCCGCUGUUGGGCCGAUGGCACGAGAUUUGUCCACCAUCAUUCAUAUCAGCCGCCUUCUUGCCCAAUCCCAGCCUUGGAAAUUAGAUCCAAGGUGUGCCCCCUUGCCUUGGAGAGACGAUAUGUUUUUGGAACUCCAAUCUCGGCCAAUGGUGAUCGGCCUCAUCGUCGAUGACGGUGUCGUGAGAGUCCAUCCGCAUAUAAGGCGACAUCUACUCCGACUAGCAGACAAACUAAGGGCUUUAGGACACGAGAUUGUGGAAUGGGAUACCGAAGGGCAUGAUGAAUGCAUCGCUAUUAUGGACGCAUACUAUACCGUUGAUGGGGGCGAAGACAUAAAGCGUGACGUGGCCAUUGCUGGCGAACCGUAUGUCCCUCACGUCGAAGCUCUCAUAAACAGGGGCAAACCCAUCUCCGUGUACGACUACUGGCAAUUAAACCGGAAGAAAUUUGCUGCUCAAAAGAGGUAUCUGGAUAAAUGGAAAAAGACAACAUCUCCGUCAGGCAAGCCUGUCGACAUUCUUCUCGCUCCAACCAUGCCACAUACAGCCGUACCCCAUCGAUGCUGCCGUUGGGUCGGCUAUACGAAAGUUUGGAAUUUUCUUGAUUAUCCUGCACUUACAUUCCCAGUUGGUAAGGUCGACGCGGAUCUCGAUAUCCUUCCAUCUAAGCUGUAUAAACCACGCAAUGAUUUAGAUGCUUGGAACUGGGCUCUCUACGAUCCAAUCAAGAUGGUAGGAUACCCCGUUAACCUUCAGAUUAUAGGGCAGAAACUGGAAGAGGAGAAAGUUUUGGGUGCUGCAGUUGUGAUAAAUAAGGUUUUACGCAUUCAAAGGAGUGAUCGAGUUCAAGAGAAUUGA